Molecule: messenger RNA, 2312 nt
Organism: Condylura cristata (star-nosed mole)
Lineage: Eukaryota; Metazoa; Chordata; Mammalia; Eulipotyphla; Talpidae
Gene: MMP16
Product: matrix metallopeptidase 16 (membrane-inserted)
Exons: 10
Coding region: 294-2117 (607 amino acids)
Biological process (GO): skeletal system development; collagen catabolic process; extracellular matrix organization
Cellular component (GO): extracellular matrix
Molecular function (GO): zinc ion binding; metalloendopeptidase activity
Source: RefSeq, a predicted model, not a curated record
CUUUGAGCCGGAACCGCGGGUGAACUUGGGCGCCACGUUCCCGGCGAAGGGUCCCGGAGGAUGGUGAAUGCGAGCUGCCGCUGACCCUGAUUCCACCACUGCUUCUUGGGGGCAGGCGAGCGCGGGCCCCCCACCCCACCCUGGUCUCCUCCCUUUGCCCGGCUGUGGGUGAACCUGCAGGCUCCUUACCCACCCAGACGACUUUUUCUUGAAAGGAAAUCAGGGAGGGAGGGAGAGGGAGAAGUGGGAGAAAAGGAAGGGGAGCUCGUCCAUCCUUUGAAGCACAGUUCACUAUGAUCUUACUCACAUUCAGCACUGGAAGACGGUUGGAUUUCGUGCAUCGUUCGGGGGUUUUUUUCUUGCAAACCUUGCUUUGGAUUUUAUGUGCUACCGUCUGCGGAACGGAGCAGUAUUUCAAUGUGGAGGUUUGGUUACAAAAGUACGGCUACCUUCCACCAACUGACCCCAGAAUGUCAGUGCUGCGCUCUGCAGAGACCAUGCAGUCCGCUCUAGCUGCUAUGCAGCAGUUCUACGGCAUUAACAUGACAGGAAAAGUGGACCGAAACACAAUUGACUGGAUGAAGAAGCCUCGAUGUGGUGUACCUGAUCAGACAAGAGGUAGCUCCAAAUUUAAUAUUCGUCGAAAGCGGUAUGCAUUAACAGGACAGAAGUGGCAGCACAAACACAUCACUUACAGUAUAAAGAACGUAACUCCAAAAGUAGGAGAUCCUGAAACCCGUAAAGCUAUUCGCCGUGCCUUUGAUGUGUGGCAGAAUGUAACUCCUCUGACAUUUGAAGAAGUUCCCUACAGUGAAUUAGAAAAUGGAAAACGGGAUGUGGAUAUAACCAUCAUUUUUGCAUCUGGUUUUCAUGGAGACAGUUCUCCCUUUGAUGGAGAGGGAGGAUUUUUGGCACAUGCCUAUUUCCCUGGACCAGGAAUUGGGGGAGAUACUCAUUUUGACUCUGAUGAGCCAUGGACACUAGGAAAUCCUAAUCAUGAUGGAAAUGAUUUAUUUCUCGUAGCAGUUCAUGAGCUGGGGCAUGCUCUGGGAUUGGAGCAUUCCAACGACCCCACGGCCAUCAUGGCUCCAUUUUACCAGUACAUGGAAACUGACAACUUCAAACUACCUAAUGAUGAUUUGCAGGGCAUCCAGAAGAUAUAUGGUCCACCUGACAAGAUUCCUCCACCUACGAGACCCUUACCGACAGUGCCCCCACACCGCUCCAUUCCUCCCGCUGACCCAAGGAAGAACGACAAGCCCAAACCUCCCCGGCCACCGACUGGCAGACCUUCCUAUCCUGGAGCCAAACCCAACAUCUGUGAUGGGAAUUUUAACACUCUAGCUAUUCUUCGUCGUGAGAUGUUUGUUUUCAAGGACCAGUGGUUUUGGCGAGUGAGAAACAACAGGGUGAUGGAUGGAUACCCCAUGCAAAUUACAUACUUCUGGCGGGGCUUACCUCCUAGUAUUGAUGCGGUGUAUGAGAACAGUGACGGGAAUUUUGUCUUCUUUAAAGGUAACAAAUAUUGGGUGUUCAAGGACACAACUCUUCAACCUGGUUACCCUCAUGACUUGAUUACCCUUGGAAGUGGAAUUCCUCCACAUGGUAUUGAUUCAGCCAUUUGGUGGGAAGAUGUUGGGAAAACCUAUUUCUUCAAGGGGGACAGGUAUUGGAGAUAUAGUGAAGAAAUGAAAACCAUGGAUCCUGGCUAUCCCAAACCAAUCACAGUCUGGAAAGGUAUCCCUGAAUCUCCUCAGGGAGCCUUUGUGCACAAAGAAAAUGGCUUUACCUACUUCUACAAAGGAAAGGAGUAUUGGAAAUUCAACAACCAGAUACUCAAGGUAGAACCUGGAUAUCCCAGAUCCAUCCUCAAGGAUUUUAUGGGCUGUGAUGGACCAACAGACAGAGAGAAAGAAGGACACAGCCCACCAGACGAUGUAGACAUUGUCAUCAAACUGGACAACACAGCCAGCACUGUGAAAGCCAUAGCUAUUGUCAUUCCCUGCAUCUUGGCCUUAUGCCUCCUUGUAUUGGUUUACACUGUGUUCCAGUUCAAGAGGAAAGGAACACCCCGCCACAUACUGUACUGUAAACGCUCUAUGCAAGAGUGGGUGUGAUGUAGGGUUUUUACUUUCUUUCUUUUCCAGGAGUUUGUGGUAACUUGAGAUUCAAGACAAGAGCUGUUAUGCUGUUUCCUAGCUAGGAGCAGGCUUGUGGCAGCCUGAUUCGAGGCUGACCUUUCAAACCCAGAGGGUUGCUGGUCCUGCACAUGAGUGGAAAUACACUCGUGGGGAAGCUUCCAUGAUGCACAG